ACUGCAACCAAAAGAAAACAAGGAAAGCGGAGUAAAUCAUAACAAAUAACAUUACGAAAAUUGCAAUGCACGAUAUAUUUCCCUCUCUGGAUGUCCUCUUUCUUGGAUUACCAGGGCACUAUACGUUAGCAUUGGUAACCUUGCUCUUGUGCGUUUUAAUUGCCCUUUAUUUCGCCAACUUCUUCAAGGACAAAACCGAACUGGAGGACGAAGGCCUGGGAGCUGACGAGCCACGCGAUGAGGAGGAUUCAGAGUCGAGAACUCCCCAGGGUGAAGAGACCGACGACGACGAGGCAUACGAAGAGAACUCCACUGAAAGCGAAGUAGAGUUCAUCGAGGAACAGCUACCCGGCCACAACUAUAACCACCUGAUGGGCCAGCUCAAGGCCAAGAGACUCCAAAACAAGAUGGAGAAGACCCUGACUCCAAGUCAGAUCGAGGAGGAACGACGAAUUGAGCGGGAGCAGCUGGCAGCCAUAUUCGACCUCCUACGCAAACAGGAGGCGGAACUGAAUCUCCAGGAUCGUAUUAGCGAUCAGGAUCUCAAGCAGCAGGUGCGGCUCUACCGUUGAAGUGGCGGAUAAUGAAAGCUUAGGUAACCUGAAAGCAGAAACUCGUGUGAUCUAUAAGUUAAAUAUUUUAAAUGUCCCCGAUUUGCUGUUACCAUAUACCGCUCACUUAAAUUGUUUAGGACCAUCUUUAUCAGCUUAUAAUGUAGUAUUUGAUGGGUUAAGAUUCAUUUUCUGAAAUAGGUUAAUUAACAAACUAUAACAAAUCCAUGAGUUUCUCAUGUAAUUUAGUAGUUAAUUAAAUCUAAAAAGUGAGGGUUAUAUGCAUUUUAUAAUCUUAAAAUGAAUUCAUUGAGUGUAACACUGAAAAACAAAGAAUGUAAGUUCACAAUCUAAUGUGUGUUAACUAUACACUUCUUUUUCCAAUCUAAGCGCAUUAUAUUGCUAGCAUUACUAGAAUUUUCGUAUACUUAGUUGCCAAAUCCGUUAGUUAGUUUUAAAUUGUACUUAGCUUUAGUUUCUAAACUGAAAGUAUUUGUUGAAUAAAGAAUGUAACUCUGUGUUAAAA
Messenger RNA from Drosophila eugracilis, 1077 nucleotides. RefSeq names its product matrix-remodeling-associated protein 7. NCBI's taxonomy places the organism in Eukaryota, Metazoa, Arthropoda, Insecta, Diptera, Drosophilidae. The transcript has 2 exons. Bases 66 to 572 code for a protein of 168 amino acids. The record is from RefSeq and is a predicted model, not a curated record.